This is a messenger RNA of Poeciliopsis prolifica (blackstripe livebearer), 5780 nucleotides long. RefSeq lists its product as uncharacterized. NCBI's taxonomy places the organism in Eukaryota, Metazoa, Chordata, Actinopteri, Cyprinodontiformes, Poeciliidae. The coding region runs from base 1 to 4443 and encodes 1480 amino acids. The record is from RefSeq and is a predicted model, not a curated record. The transcript has 6 exons. Gene Ontology annotation, molecular function: protein binding.
AUGGCUGAACGCUCGCAAACCGGCCGGAAAACCCGCCGGAAAACCGGCCGGAAAACCGGGAAGAGACAAAACUCCCAGCUUUUUAACCUUCACCGUCUCACACUGGUGAGUCUGCUGGACAUCCGGGUCACCUGCUGGAACGCAGCAGGUGAGUUUGUGGUUAAAUUCCUGCGGUGGGCGGGGCUUAGACCGCUGACAGAAACAGCAGCCCGACCUUUGAGCCGAGCAGAACCUGGACGGAACCAGCAUGGCUACAGACUUCACUCAGGACGAGGUUCUGGUUUCCUGCAGCGCUGCGGCGGGUCGGCGAAGAACACCGAACUGCUGGCCCACUUUCUGCCCUUCCUUCGGGACAAUCCGGACAACGUCGGGAACCGAGACCGCUUCAAGAGUUUCGUCAACUCCGUGGCAACCGUGUCGAAGAUCGACGGGGUUUCCACCGUGAUCCUCAGGAAGCGGUACCGGGGAUAUGUGCACGGUUCGGGCAGAGACUCGGCCGAACCGGGUCCGGUCGGAGACGCCGAGCGGAAUCCCGCCCUGCCUGCAGCUGGAAUCGCAGUGGAGACACAGAGGGAAGACCCGAGUCCAGAACCCGUCCAGGUACGAAACCGGGCCCCAGAACUUUCAGAGAUUCCUUAUCAGAGCAGAACUCAGGAACCGAACCGGCUGGAUUCUGCUCCUGGUCCAGCUGAGAGACAUCAGGACUUCAUCCCUGAGCCAAUCAGAUGGCAGGAAAUGCCUGAAGAAAGUUUCAUUCCACAGCCAAUCAGAGGACAGGAAGCCCCCCAUCAGAACCGCUGUCCACAGCCAAUCAGAGGACAGGACUACCAACCUGUUGGAGGACAUGUUUUCACACCCAGACCCACUGGAAGGCAACAAGACACCCCCCAUAUGCCGUCCAGAAGAAUGGACAAACCCCAUCAGGGAACCGUUCCUGAGCCCGUCAGAGGACACAUCGUCGGCCGUCAGGACCACGCCCCAGACCCCGGUGAAAGGUGGGAUCCCCCAAAUCAGGGAACCAUCUCGGAACCCAAUAAAGGAUGUAUCGUCAGCCGUCAGGACCACGCCCCAGAUCCCGUCAGAGGACAGAAGACCUCUCAUCAGAACCGCAUCGCUGAACCCUUCAGAGGACAUGUUGGUAACUAUCAGGACCAGUUUCCAGGACCCGUUAGGGGACAGCAGGUCCCUCAUCAAAGUCAUUUCCCAGCCCCCAACAGAAGAUGGGAUCCCCCACACCAGGAUCCAAGAGGAUAUGUGAUUAGUCGUGUCCCAGAACCCAUCAGAGGAAAGAAUGUGUUUUAUCAGGACCCCAGCAGAGUUCCUCUGAGAGGUUCUCAACCUCCCACAUCUCAACCACCGAGAGGACAGCAGAGCUUUUAUCAGGCCCCUCAAAAUCCAGAACACCUCAGGGGAUGGGAGAUUCCUCAUCAGGAUCCAUUUCCUGAAUAUCUCAGUGGACAGCAGGUCCCCCAGAAUCUAGAACCAUUCAGGGGACAACGGAUUCCUUAUCAGGUCCUUCAAAAUCCAGAACCACUCAGAGGACAUUGGAUUCCUCAUCAUGUCCCGCAGAUAACAGAACACCGCAGGGGACAGGAGAUUUCUUAUCAAGACCCUGUCCCAGAAGCCUUCAGAGGUCAGAACGUCUAUAAUCAAGAUCCCAUUCCAGAAUACCUCAGUGGGCAUCAGAUUCCCCAAAAUAUAGAACUUCGCAGGGGACAGCAGGUCCCCCAGAAUCCAGAACCUCUCAGGGUACAACGGGCUCCUCAACAGAUACCAGAACACCUUGGGGGACGGGACAUUUCUUUUGAGGAUCCUGUCCCAGAAGCCCAAAACAUCUUUUAUCAGCAUCCCAUUCCAGAAUAUCUCUGUGAACAUCAGAUCCCCCAGAAUCUAGAACCUCUUAGGGGACAGCAAAUGUCUUACGACCCUGUUCCAGAACAUAUCAGAGGACGGGGAAUCUAUUUUCCAGAUUCCAAUCCAGAUUUACACAGAGGACAGAAGAUUCCUUAUCAGGAUCCAAUACCUGAAUACCUCAGUGGGCAGCAAAUCCCCCAGAAUCCAGAGUGUCUUUUGACAGCAGGUCCCCCAGAACCUGAGAGGAACAUAGAACCUCUCAGAAGACAGCAGGUCCACCAGAAUCCAGAACCUCCUAAGGGACAGCAGGUCCACCAGGGUCAAGAACCUCUUAAGGGACAGCAGGUCCACCAGGGUCAAGAACCUCUUAAGGGACAGCAGGUCCACCAGGGUCAAGAACCUCUUAAGGGACAGUGGAACCCAAAGAGUCCAGAUCUACAUAGGGUACAUGAGAAGAACCCAGAACCUCUCCAGGGACUGCAGGUGCCCCAAAAUCUGGAACCUUUCCAGAGACAGCAGGUCCCCCAAAAUCUAGAACCUCUUAAGGGACAGCGGGUCCAGAGUCCAGAACUACAUAAGGUACAUCAGAAAAUACCAGAACCUCUUAAAGGACAGCAGGUCCCCCAGAAUCUGGAACCUCUUAAAGGACAGCAGGUCCCCCAGAAUCUGGAACCUCUUAAAGGACAGCAGGUCCCCCAGAAUCUGGAACCUCUCCAUGGACAGCAGAUUCCCAAAAGUCCAGAACUACGUAGGGAACAGAAAAUCUCCUUCCAGGAUUUGGUUCCUGAAUCCCCCAAAGGACAGCAGAGUCCUCCUCAGGACCCAGAACCCGUUGGAGGACAUGAACCCGCUCCUCAGCUCCAUCAGGUUCCGGCCCGCCACCUCAGAUACAGGCAGAGCUACAGAUCAGCCGUUUCUCAGGAUGACGACAAAGAAGAGGAGGAUGUCCAGAUCAGACGUGGCUCAGCAGGAGGUCAGCGGGCCCUGAACGCCCCUCUCAGUGACGUGGCGAGGGCCAUGUCUGCCUCCUCACCGAGUGUCAUAGACCCCGCGGUUCCUCCCUCCUCUUCCUCAGGGAAUAAGGUUCCUCAGAUCUACAUCCAGAACUCAGACGUUGAACUUCUGGCAUCUCGAUUCCCCUCAGAGUCCAGGUCCAGACCUGGACCUGGACCUGGACCUGGACCUGUGGAUUCCAUGAGACGCAGUCUGCCUCUGGAAGCAGAAUUCACCAUGGAACGCCACCAUGACAGACCUGCUGCUCAGACUUCUCAACCAGUCGGGCCCAAACGGAACCAGAGGCUGUCGUCCAGCCAGAGCGACGUCUUCGACCUGCCGUCGGCUGUGAGGUCAUCGUCGGCUGUGAGGUCAUCGGUCAGCGACUGGCCUCCGUCCGGGUCCUCCAGAACCUUCAGAGCAGAUGAACCUGCGGCUUCUCUGGAAGUUCUGCAGGAGUCCAACAGAACCAAGCCGGAGCCUCCGGCCCGUCGCUCCAACCUGAAAAUGCCGUUCCAUCAGUCGAUGGGGAAUCUCUGCGACGACGAGUCGCCUCCCAAUGGAAAGUUGCAGCCGUUCCUGUCCAGCGACCAUCUGAAUGACAACCAGCAGUUUGCGUCCAGAGGGUCGUCCCUCAAUCAGUCCACAGAUGAUCUCUACGAUGACAUGAAGUCGAGCAGCAGCUCCAUCGACUCGCCUCGGGUGAAGCUCCGCUCGCCGGCGGCUCGGCGGAUGAGCAGCCGGCUGAGGAACCGGAUUUGCCGCAGCUUGGGAACCGACCUGGACCAGGAGGAAGCCGGGGGAGGACCGGAGGACGCCAGACUGGAACGGCUGCACCGGAUCUCGUCCUCGCUGAGUCUUCCCCACCACCUGUCCUCCUCGUCGCUGUCGUCUUCCACCACGCCGCCGCGAUGCCCCAGCCCCAACGCGUCAGAGGGCGGGAGGAAGGAAUCCAGGAAGAGCCUUCACUCCCACAACGCUGGAAAGUCUGCGGUUCCUCUGGAGCCCCAGGAGCACCACUGGAUGGUGAAGGCAGCGGCGGGUGCCUGGCCCGACAUCUACGCUCUGUUCAGGUCCGACUCCUCGCUGCUCAACCGGCAGGACUUCAUCUCCGGCUUCACGGUUCUGCACUGGAUGGCCAAACAUGGCGACCACCGAGUGAUCAACACCCUGGGGUACGGCGUGCAGCAGAAAGGCCUGAGCUUCGAUGUGAACGCCAGGUCGACGGCGGGUCAGACUCCCCUCCACAUCGCCGCCAUGCACAACCACAAGAACGUCAUCCAGCUGCUGGUGAAGAAGUUCAACGCCGACGUGAAGGUGAGGGACACGGCGGGGAAGAAGGCCUGGCAGUACCUGAGCGACCGAUCCCCGGACAUCCUGCAGCUGCUGGCGGCGCCGCCGAAAGCCGCGCUGACCCGCGGCCCCGAGAACGUCGACCCGGGCCCGAAGCCGCCCAAGCAGAAGCGCCACCUGCGCCACCACUUCUCCUCGGCCUCCUCCGGCCAGAGGCCGCAGACGCUGAGCGCCAUGGUGAAGGUCAGCAGGUCGUCGUCCAUCGCUGCGCUGCUGAAGCACAAAUCGCUGCAUCGGUUUUAGCAGAACCAGAACCAGAACCAGAACCGGUUUGCUGAGCCGCCCUGCUGUUACAGACGUGUUCCUGCCUGCCGCCCCGAACGCAGGCAGCCAAACGGGCAACUUUUAUUUCCACUGUUUCUUACUGAAGCUAAUAUUAGCAGUUUAACAUCCAGGCUCUAAAAAGCCUGUUGAUGUUUGGACUUUAUUAAAAUUCUUCUCUAAUCAAUGGAAACAUGACAAUAAAUGACGAAAAUCCAAUUAAACGUUUGAUCCUGAUGAUUAAACGCAGAAAAAGACAUGAAAAUGUUUUUGCUAUAAAAUUAUGAACAUACAUUAAAGAAACAUAAAAAAUGUUAUUGGAGUAUUAACAUGACAUUGAUAGCAUUUAUGCUAUUAGCCUCUUAGCUUAUGUUUAUUAAAGUUAGUUAAUGUUUUCCAACAUGCUAGAUUCAGCUAACAUGGCUAAGUCAUGAAAUUAUGUACAAAAUAGAAAAAACUAAAUCCUAUAAAUUAAACUUUAUAGUUUACUUUAACAUAAUUAAACUUUAAUGUAUAAUGAAAUAAAAAUCCCAUUAAAGAAACAUUUUAAAUCAUAAACUUUAAUGUCACGGUGCCAAUGUAAAGGUUUGGGGCCUUUUACUGGAUUUCCUAUUUUUUCCUUCCACUUAAUUUUCCAUGCAUUCUUAAGCUAUCAAUGAUUUUGUCACAAAACUUGUUUUUUAUGCUUUUUUAUAUUAUUGUAUUUCCCCUGGAACUGACUAAGUUUUCAUUAAAUGAAUCCAGAAUCAUCUGGAAUAUGUUUCUUGAAUUCAUCUGUCUGUUGAUUUGUUUGUCUCGGUCUGGAGGCUCCGCCCCUUCCUAACUGUAACAUUUAGUUUCUGCAGCGGCUGAACACAAAGGACGGUUUCACCUUCCAUGUUUCGGUCUGAUGUGGGAGGAAAAUCCGCCCGUCGUCUUGAUCUCAGGUUUCAGCUCUGAUUUUAUACAUAAAUAAUAAAAACAUAUUUCAUGUCCCUUUCAAUUCAGAGAGAGAAAUUAAUAUCUGUUGGGUUUUAAAAUGGUUUUGUUUAUUUUUGAAAAAAUCUAAAUGUGGCCAAACUUUUACUUAUGUGCUUUUAUUUUGAAGGAGCGCUUGCUCUAUGCUAGUUGCUGGAAGUUAUUGAAAUGAUCUCUCCACAUAAAAAUAUAUGUAAACGAGUCAGAAAUAUGUGAAAUUUGUGUAAAUUUAAUAUUUUUGUUGUGGAAACCCAACAGGAAAUGAUGCGUCUCGAUCUGUUGGCAUUUCUGCUAAAUUGGACAAAACUUUGAUUUUUAUAAAUGAAAAAACUUCCUGAUCCUCUGUUUAGUAUAAAACUGCA